AUACCUUCAAGCGAGAAGAAGAACUCUCAGAAAAGGAAAGAAACCCAGAAUAGGAAGUGAAAGAGAAAAGGCAUAUCAGAUUGCUGUGGGAAUUUCUUUAUCCAAUCCCAUUGUAUUUUUGUUGGUUCCCAAGAUUUUACUGCGGAAAAGGUUCCCAGGUAUCAGAAACUGAUUGAGAUCUGUUCUGAAAUCGUAUGGGGUUAUUGUUUUCGUGUCCAUUCGCCGCUUACAAUGACAUAGAGAAUGGCCUCCAAUCUGUCAUUGUAAAGUCCAUAAACUUUGGAGGAGAUGAGCAGAAGACUGUAUUGCGAUCUGUUAGCUUUAAAGGCCAAAACUCGGAGCCAACAAUAUUGCAAUCGGAUGGCUCUGGCAAGAUGUUGGUAGAGAAGACGGUUAGCUUUAACGCUAGAGAUGGCUUGAUGAUAAGCAAUGUGUGUGUUAAACCUCGAUUGGAGGAUGAAUUCAAGUCUGUGGCAAUUGGGGUGGAGAAGAACACUGAGAUGGGGACUCCAAAAUCGCCCGUUGUGUAUACGAGCAACCCCAAGCACGAGGCUGCAAUAAAGUUGCAGAAAGUGUACAAGAGCUUUCGAACGAGGAGAAAGCUAGCGGAUUGUGCAGUGCUGAUCGAGCAGAGCUGGUGGAAGCUAUUGGACUUUGCAGAGCUCAAGCAUAGCUCGAUUUCGUUUUUUGAUCUCGAGAAACAUGAGUCUGCCAUUUCUCGUUGGUCACGAGCAAGAACUAGAGCUGCCAAGGUGGGUAAAGGCUUAUCGAAAAAUGGCAAAGCCCAGAAACUCGCGUUACAACAUUGGCUCGAAGCUAUUGACCCGAGACAUCGUUAUGGACACAACCUCCAUUUCUAUUAUGUCCAGUGGUUGCAUUCUCAGAGCAACGAGCCCUUCUUCUACUGGUUAGAUAUAGGCGAGGGGAAGGAAGUUAAUCUCGUUGAUAAAUGCCCGCGGUGGAAGCUUCAGCAACAGUGCAUUAAGUACCUCGGGCCGAUGGAGCGAAAGGCGUAUGAAGUUGUAGUGGAAGACGGGAAGUUCUUGUACAAGCAAACGGGAGAGCUUCUCGACACGGGUGAUUUAAAAGGCGCGAAGUGGAUCUUUGUCCUCAGUACCUCAAGAACCAUGUACGUGGGGAAGAAAAAGAAAGGCUCGUUUCAGCACUCGAGCUUCUUGGCUGGAGGAGCUACACUGGCUGCUGGGAGGAUAGUUGUCGAAGAUGGAACAUUGAAGGCUGUUUGGCCACAUAGCGGGCAUUAUCGUCCCACACCAGAAAAUUUCCAAGACUUCAUCUCGUUCCUCAAGGAAAACAAUGUCGAUCUCACUGAUGUUAAGCUCGACUGUACUGAUGAGGAAGAAUCCAUUGUCAUGAAGAGUGGAGGACACUCGAGAAAAAUCUCCUCCGGAGAUGAUCUUCCCGAAAACGGUUGUUUAGAAACCGAAGAGAUUGAUGUUGAAGACUCGACUUUAGUGCAAAACGAGGCGAAAGAAAAAGAAAGUGCUGCUGCAGUAGAGUUGCCUAAAUCAAGUGUGCCACCCGGUUUUAGUCACAAAUUGACGAAUCUUGAAAUUCCCAGCAAGGACGAUUUCUUGGAGAAGCUAAAGAGUGAAAGUCUCACUAGGCCUAAUUCAAACGCCUUAUUGGAAUCGCCCUUGGAUGGAUACGAAUCAACAGAAGAAGUGUUUCCUUUCGAGCAAGACCACGGGGAGCUAAACGUCUUCGUUGGUGAAGAAAGCAAGGAAGAAACAAUCCCGGAAGAGUCAAUUCUGCAAAGGAUUAACUCACACAAAGAAGCAAAAUCGUAUCAGCUAGGAAACCAACUCUCGUGCAAAUGGAGCACCGGGGCAGGACCGAGAAUAGGUUGCGUGAGGGACUACCCCUCACAGCUGCAAUCCCACGCUCUCGAGGAAGUUAGCUUGUCUCCUAGAAGCGCUCACCGCUUAAGGCGGGAAUUCCCUUCAAGGGCAUCUACUCCUACGAGUUUAAACCGAGAAAUGCAGCUGCCUUGUAGCCUAUCUCCUCUCGAGACGAGGAAUCGGCCUCAGAAAUUGCAAUGCCUCUCCAGAAGGCAUUCCUCCCCAUUGCGUAAAGAGGCGCUAGUAACUCAAAGCGCUUCGUGAUCUAUGAAACGCGUUUUUUUGAUUAGUUCAUUCUUUUGUGUGAAUAGAAAAAAUGACAUUGAAAUUCUGACAUUCUUUUCUAUAGGGGAAUUCUUUGAUUGUUUUUUCUAUUCCUUCUGUACAUAGCUUUUGUCACAGAUGAAAGUUGUAAAAUUUUGCUAGCUUUAGCACCCAUGAAAAGGGGAAAGAAAUGAAAAUUUCCACAUUUUUUAA
Ipomoea triloba (trilobed morning glory) is the source of this 2336-nucleotide messenger RNA. Its product is annotated as IQ domain-containing protein IQM2. The coding region runs from base 195 to 2123 and encodes 642 amino acids. The transcript is spliced from 8 exons. NCBI's taxonomy places the organism in Eukaryota, Viridiplantae, Streptophyta, Magnoliopsida, Solanales, Convolvulaceae. The record is from RefSeq and is a predicted model, not a curated record.